AUGGAAGGUACUAUACCUGGUCUAGACCAACCAUAUCCCACUUUGCUCUUUUUCCUAGACGAUCCCACAGCCAACACGGCAGCUAUUCUCCCUCGGCAAGGUCUUUACGUCGUCGUCGUCGUCGUCGUCGUCGUCGUCGUCGUCAAUACCUCCAUGGAGACGGUGCUCAAAAACGAUUGUUCCCACUGCCAGGAAUCGGUGAUCUUGCGAGAGAACGGCAAUGCGGGGAGGAGUUCAAAUACCGGCAUUCAGCAUGAUGUAAUUUGCGUUGGGUUUGGCCCUGCAGCCCUCGCCAUAGCAAUUGCUAUGCGGGACCGCGGGAUUCAGCGUCGCGUUCGUUUCUUGGAGAGGCAGCCAGAAUUUGGCUGGCACACGGGCAUGCUGCUACCCGGGAGCAAAAUGCAAAUUUCUUUCAUCAAGGACCUGGCGACUAUACGCAACCCUCGUUCUCACUUCACCUUCCUCAACUACUUGCACCAAAAGGACCGUCUCGUUCAUUUCACCAAUCUCUCCACCCAUUUACCUUUCCGUGAAGAAUUUAACGAUUACAUGAAAUGGUGCGCCUCGCAUUUCAACGAUUGGGUCCAGUAUAACCAGGAAGUACUCAGCGUUACUGCGGUGGAGUCUACCCCUGGGCGGCCCGCUGAAUAUUUCAAACUAAUAUCCCGUGAUGUGCGUUCUGGGGAGCUCAGAGAAUUGUCGGCUAAUCACAUCAUCGUGGCUAGUGGAGGGGAACCAGCCAUUCCUCCAAUACUUUCUACACAACACCUACCCAAGACUGUUAUCCAUUCCUCUACUUACCUCGGUUCUGUACAUCAUCUUCUCCAAGAAAAAAAUGGUUCCUACCGUUUUGCCGUUGUUGGUGGUGGCCAGAGUGCAGUGGAGAUUUCUGAAGAUAUACAAUCAAGAUACGCAAAUUCGAAAGUCACUCUUGUGACGAAAGCUUCGGCCUUGAAGCCCAGUGACGACAGCCCAUUUGUCAAUGAAAUUUUCGACCCAAGCAGUGUCGAUAAGUUUUAUUCUUUAGACCACUCAGCACGCCAACAGACACUUCUCGAGAACAAAGCAACAAACUAUGGUGUUGUUCGGCUACCACUUCUGGAAUCAGUAUAUGAGAAGUUAUAUCGUCAGAAGUUCCUGGAGCCCAACCCUGCUAAGUGGCCAUUUCGCCUGGUUACUGGCCGUGAGGUUAUGGGCCUGAAAGAACUCCCAAACAACCAGAUAGAACUCCAGCUCAAGGACACCCUAUCUGGGCGUGUUGAAAGCUCAGCCGAGGUAUAUGACCUAGUGAUUCUUGCCACAGGAUAUACGCGUAACCCAAUAGCCACCAUGCUCAAACCCUUGGAGCAAAUUGUUGAGGCUCCAGCAGAUGGGAAGACGUAUUGCACAGAUCGGGACUAUCGAUUGCGCUUUCGCCAGGGGAAAGUCAAGCGUGAUGCUGGCAUCUGGCUCCAGGGGUGUUGUGAAAGCAGCCAUGGUCUGAGUGAUAGUCUCCUGUCUAUCCUUGCGGUGCGUAGUAGCGAACUGCUUGAUUCCAUCCUUGCAAGCAGUAAGCGCGCUGAAGAUCAUGCACGACUCUAA
Messenger RNA from Histoplasma mississippiense, 1581 nucleotides. RefSeq lists its product with no specific name. The coding region runs from base 1 to 1581 and encodes 526 amino acids. Lineage: Eukaryota; Fungi; Ascomycota; Eurotiomycetes; Onygenales; Ajellomycetaceae. Gene Ontology annotation, biological process: intracellular iron ion homeostasis. The transcript is spliced from 4 exons. The record is from RefSeq and is a predicted model, not a curated record.